AUGGCUGGUAAGAGCCGUGCUGCGUUGCGUCGAGACAAGAAGAGGAGGCAACCGACGGCGUCGCGUCAUGCGUCAUCAGCUGCAGUUCUGUCCACUGAAACGCCUCACCAUCGUGUGCAAAAGAAGAGUCUGUACGACAGCGACUCGGACGCAUUGAACGACUCGAAUCGAGCCGCGACGAUUCCGCUGCCGUCGCUGGAGAAUGGCGAUAUUGUGUACGACUUUGAGCUGGAGAAGACAAAGAAGCAGAAGACUAGCAAGCGCGUAAACGUGGAGAAAGACGUGCUGGAACAGCGCAAAAAGAGGUGCAGGGAAGAAAAAGCCGAGAAGAUUGUGUGGCGCAAGUUUGAUCGCGAGAAUGUCGCUUUUGAGCGCUUUUAUGAGCGCUGUUUAUGCCUGGCGAAGCAAGAGUUUGCGCGUUUCAUGGCUUGCUUGAGAGAGCCACUGCCCGUGUACGUGCGUGUGAAUGGCAACUACAAAAGCUUGAGCGAGAUCGUGACAGGAACGUUGGAGAUGGACUUUAAUCUGGAGGAAGUGAAGGUACCGGUGCCUGUGGGAGGCGGGGAGAUGCACGUACAGUUUGGGCCUGAGGCGUGGGUUCCCGAAAAGAGACUGUGGAAGCUCUCCGUGGACAGCAAAACCUGUCGUAAGGUGGAAAGUUUGCGCUCGCUUCAAACGUAUGUGCGAGCCCAAGGAUCUUUAGGCACGCUUCUUCGGCAGGAUCCUGCUGCUACUGUGCUACCGGCAUUCUUGGAUGUGCAGCCGGGUCAACGAGUACUAGAUCUUUGUGGCGGUGGCGAACACCGUGCACCGGUUGUGGCCGAGUAUUUGUGUCCUGCCGCUGUGAAUCGUGUUAGCAUUAACGCCAGCACCAGUGCAGGAAGCCUUUUGGUCGUGAACGAACACGACGCUACAGAGGCGGCGUCGGCAGUUCGUAACCUGACACGCACACUGCCGCUUGUUCGCGAGCUCGUGGUGACGGCGCACAAACCAGAGGACUUUCCUAUCCCAUCGGCCGCGGAUGGUCUCUUUGAUCGCGUCAUUUGCUGUGCGCCGUGUUCUGGUGAUGGUCUGGCUCGCAAGCUCCCUGAGAAGUGGCGUACAUGGAGUCCUGAGCAAGCGCUGGUUCACCACCCGAGUCAAGUUGGUCUGGCUGAACAUGCGCUCGCUCUUGUACGUACUGGAGGUUUGUUGCUGUACAGCACUCGAUCACUAAACCCGAUUGAAGAUGAGGCAGUAAUUGCUGAGCUACUCCGCCGGUCAAAGGGGGCGUUGGAGCUUGUCAAGACCGACCAUAUAAUGGAAGGGUUGGAGCGCUCGCAUGGCGUGACGAAGUGGGACGUUCUUGAUGUGGCUACGUGGGAUGAUACACCAGAAGACCAGCGGCAUCGUUUUCGUCCGUCUAUGUGGGCUCCGGCAUCGAAAGAGUGCGACGACAUGCAUCUUGACCGCUGUGUUCGCGUGUUGCCUCACCAGAACAAUACCCAUGGCUUGUUUCUUGCGGUCAUGCGUAAGGUCCGUGAAACCGAUGUCGUCUCAGCUGCUAUGGGUCCGGCCCCACUUACUCUAUCGAUGAAUAAGGCGGCUACAAUGUAUAAGAAGGAGAAAAAGCAGGCGAAGGCUGAAAAACCGUUUGGUAGUUUUACCACCCUUGACACGAAGCACCUAUCAUGCAUGCGGUCAUUUUUCGGACUUCAUAGCAACUUGGCAUUCCUGGAGCGCGUAGGUAUGGCUCGUCAAAAGCGUGCGGUGCACGUGGUCACGCCUGCUGUCGCAGAGCUGGUCACUAACCAUUUUCGUGGACGGUUGAGUAUCUAUCACGCUGGUGUGUUCGCGCUGCGACCAGGAACGGAGACCGACGUUGUUUCUGAUGAGCUUACAGAUGACGGAGCACGAGUAUUGAUGUCUGAGAUGAAUGCUCGAGUGUUGAGCUUGCCGCUGGAUGAAUUUUCGUCCUUCCUGGGAUCCCGCGAAAUGUGGUUGAAAAAUGCAGGCAAGCACGCUCGGGAGCAACUAGCUGAUAUGGCAGAGGGAAGCCUUGCUGUUGCGCUGGACGACUCGGAACCCGCUCAGACGGGUGACCGAGACAUUGUGCUAGUUGCUGUAAAGCGGCACAAUUCCUGCUCGAUCGUAUCGUCCCCUGCAGCGAUUGCGCGCGUCAAGGCUUUGCUUGAAGAGCUGAAUGAUGCAGGGGGAAGAUGGCGAGGACGGCUGUGA
This is a messenger RNA of Peronospora matthiolae, 2217 nucleotides long. The record is from the annotation of a GenBank genome assembly. Lineage: Eukaryota; Oomycota; Peronosporomycetes; Peronosporales; Peronosporaceae.